This is a messenger RNA of Symsagittifera roscoffensis, 1788 nucleotides long. Its product is annotated as ATP synthase subunit alpha, mitochondrial-like. Gene Ontology annotation, biological process: proton transmembrane transport; proton motive force-driven ATP synthesis. The record is from RefSeq and is a predicted model, not a curated record. Lineage: Eukaryota; Metazoa; Xenacoelomorpha; Acoela; Convolutidae. Gene Ontology annotation, molecular function: ATP binding; proton-transporting ATP synthase activity, rotational mechanism; ADP binding. The transcript has 7 exons. The coding region runs from base 22 to 1644 and encodes 540 amino acids.
CUUAUUAAAUAGAAAUUGCAAAUGGCCUCCAAAGCGUUUUCAAGGGUUGUCAGAGCUUCGAAUGCCAACACCUCGCUAGCUCUGCGAAACUUUUCGACGACCUCACGUCUCCGUUCGGCCGAGGUGUCAGCUAUUCUGGAACAGAGAAUAGCCGGACACAAGGAGAAGGUCGAUGUAGAAGAAAUCGGACGUGUGCUCUCCAUCGGAGACGGAAUCGCACGUGUGUAUGGCCUAAACAACGUGCAAGCUGAAGAGAUGGUGGAGUUCUCUUCAGGUUUGAAGGGAAUGGCCUUGAACUUGGAACCGGACAAUGUAGGUAUUGUGGUUUUGGGAAAUGACAAGCUCAUCAAGGAAGGCGAUGUUGUUAAGAGGACUGGAGCCAUCGUUGAUGUACCUGUCGGACCAGAGUUGCUGGGUCGCGUUGUUGACGCACUGGGACAGCCUAUUGAUGGAAAGGGUCCGAUUAACUCCAAACUGAGGCGACGAGUGAACUUGAAAGCGCCUGGCAUCAUCCCUAGGAUCUCAGUGAAAGAACCCAUGCAGACGGGCAUCAAAGCCGUAGACAGUCUGGUGCCCAUCGGUCGAGGCCAGCGAGAGUUGAUCAUCGGAGAUCGACAGACCGGAAAAACUGCAGUUGCCAUUGACACCAUUAUCAACCAGAAGAGGUUUAACGACGGAGAUGAUGAGAAGAAGAAGCUGUACUGUAUCUAUGUGGCCAUUGGACAGAAGAGAAGUACAGUAGCCCAACUGGUGAAGAGAUUGACGGACGCAGGGGCCAUGCAGUACUCGAUCAUCGUCUCGGCAACUGCCUCAGACGCCGCUCCCCUCCAGUAUAUUGCACCCUAUUCGGGCUGUGCGAUGGGAGAAUACUUCCGAGACAACGGCAAACAUGGCCUCAUCAUCUACGACGAUCUGUCCAAGCAGGCUGUGGCGUACCGACAGAUGUCCCUGCUGCUCCGAAGACCCCCAGGACGAGAGGCCUACCCUGGUGAUGUGUUCUACCUGCACUCGAGACUGUUGGAGAGAGCGGCAAAGAUGAAUGACACAAACGGAGGAGGAUCCCUAACUGCUCUUCCGGUGAUUGAGACCCAGGCCGGAGACGUGUCGGCUUACAUCCCAACUAACGUGAUCUCCAUCACUGACGGACAGAUCUUCUUAGAGACGGAAUUGUUCUACAAAGGUAUCCGACCAGCCAUCAACGUCGGUCUGUCCGUAUCACGUGUAGGGUCUGCCGCCCAGACCAAAGCCAUGAAACAAGUGGCAGGAUCCAUGAAACUCGAACUGGCUCAGUACCGAGAAGUGGCAGCCUUCGCCCAAUUCGGAUCUGAUCUGGACCAGGCCACACAGAAUUUGUUGAACAGGGGAACUAGACUGACUGAGUUGCUUAAACAGGGCCAGUAUGUGCCGAUGAGUAUCGAGACACAAGUGGCUGUCAUCUACACUGGAGUGAGGGGAUAUUUGGACAAAAUGGAGCCAAGUCAUAUUACCAAGUUUGAAAAGAAAUUCAUGGCACAUAUUACGUCAGCUCAGCAAGAUUUCUUGAGCAAAUUGAAAGGGACUGGUAGCUUGACUGAAGAGCUGGAGACAAAGCUGAAGUCGAUAGUAGAAUCUUUCAUGGAGUCAUUCGACCCUGCACAGGAUUAAAUAGUGAUUAUGAAUAUGGAUCAAGUAACGCCCUAGACGCGACUCACAACUGAAUAAUGCGGACUCACAACGAAAACUGGAUGUCUAUAUAGAUGUGAUCCACUAAAUUGUAACAUGGAAACUUGAAUUAACAUUUGAUAACUA